UUUCCCGGAAAAAAAAAAAAAGAACAAAAGUGAAUUCCUAUUUUUCCAUCUCCUUCUCUGUCCAUUCUUUUCUUCCCCACCUAAACCGUGCUAUAGAAGAAAGGCUGGACGAACUAAACAAAAGUGCGAAGGAAUUCGGAAUUCGGAAUUCCGGUAUGUAAUUAACUAAUUACUAAUGUAUCGAACUUAAAAGAUGCGAUUAAGUGAAAAUGAGAAGCAUGUAGCAAGUAAUAAGCAAAGACGUGCAGAAGAAGGUGGGAGAGACGGGCACGCUCACUCACCCAAAACUGAAAUUCCAAGCACACUCAACAUAUAUAUAAUCAGAAAAAAAAAAAGAAGAAAAGAAACGAGGAAAUUAUAAUAUUUAAGAUUUAGAUUAUUCUCGCACCAACCGCAAAAUAAAUAUAUAUAUAUAUUUUCACACCCUCGCACCUAUCCAUCACAUCACACUACACAGUGGUUGGUUGAUUCCUCUCUCGCAACUCGCAAGCAACAACGAAGAACGAAGAAGAAUGGAUGAUGAAGUUAUUCAGCGAGUGUUCCACGAAGGAGGACGCGAUUUCUACCAGCAGCAACCUUCAACUUCCUCCAUCCUUCAAUCUCUCCCUCUCCAUGUGUCUUUUGAUCAUGGCUAUUAUUUACUGGUAAAAUCUAUCCAAGAACUACGUGAGAAAAAGGAAGGCCUUGUUACAGUUGGAAUUGGUGGUCCUAGUGGCUCUGGAAAAACAAGCUUAGCAGAAAAGGUGGCAUCCGUUAUUGGUUGUACUGUUAUAUCAAUGGAGAAUUAUCGUGAUGGAGUUGAUGAAGGGGGUGAUCUGGAUUUUAUAGAUUUCACGAGCUUGAUCAAGAAUCUUGAGGAUUUGAUAAAAGGUGAUGAUACAUUAGUCCCAGUGUUUGAUUAUCAGCAAAAGAGACGUGUUGGCUAUAAAGCUAUAAAGAGUACUGCAUCUGGGGUGAUAAUAGUUGAUGGAACAUAUGCAUUACAUGCAAAACUGCGUUCUUUACUGGAUAUUCGAGUUGCUGUGGUUGGCGGUGUUCAUUUUAGUCUGCUUUCUAAAGUUCGCUAUGACAUUGGAGAUUCUUGUUCACUGGAUAGCCUUAUAGACAGCAUUUUUCCAUUAUUUAGGAAGCAUAUUGAGCCAGAUCUUCAUCAUGCACAGAUCAGAAUUAACAACAGUUUUGUAUCAUCAUUUAGAGAGGCAAUCUACAAGGUUAAAUGCAGAAGUGAGUCUCCAGAGGGAUAUUCAAGUACUGCCUUUCAAGGGAAUGAAGCCCAAACAGAUAAUUGUAUUGAAAUGUACCUUAGACCACCUUCCACUAGUGAAGAAGCAAGGAUAAAUGAUUGGAUCAAAGUGCGGCAGUCUGGAAUUAGAUAUUAUUUAUCACUUGGUGACCAGAGGAUUGUUGACAAAAAUUUUAUUAUCAGGCCUAAAGCAGAGUUUGAGGUUGGACGAAUGACAUUGGGUGGAUUGUUGGCUCUUGGAUACACAGUUGUCGUUAGUUAUAAACGCUCAUCCACAACUGUUGAUAAUGGCAAGGUUUUGGUGUCUUUUGAAACCAUUGAUGCCCUUGAUGAGACAUUCAUGGUGAUGAGAGGAACUAAUAGGAAGACUGUUGGAACAGAAGCAAUGAGGCUUGGUAUCAAUGGACCUUGGAUUACUAAAUCAUAUCUUGAAAUGAUCCUUGAUAAAAAAGGUGUUCCUCGUCUUAGUACACCACCACUGGUGACUAAUACAUCUGUGCCUGGAAGUCAAGACACUGCAAUCAUUGCACCAAAACCAAUUCGCGUGACUCCUGACCUUGUUACGGGAUUGGAGGAUUUGUCUCAGCCAUGGACUCGGUCCCCUACAAAAUCUAAAAUGGAACCUGUUAUGGCAACAUGGCAUUUCAUAUCUUCGGAUUGUUCCCACCCUGACAACUCAGUCCUAGAUCCUUCAUCUUUCAGGGAUACCAUUAGGCUUGCUCCAAUGCCUGAGUCAUGUGACCUGGAUAGGGGAUUGCUUUUGGCUGUUCAAGCCAUACAAGCUUUGUUGGAAAAUAAAGGUUUCCCAGUCAUAGUUGGAAUUGGAGGUCCAAGUGGUUCUGGAAAGACUAGUUUGGCUCAUAAAAUGGCGAAUAUUAUUGGAUGUGAAGUGGUAUCCCUGGAAAGCUAUUAUAAACAAGUAAAGGAUUUCAAAUAUGAUGACUUCAGCUCUCUUGACUUAUCUUUGCUAUCAAAGAAUAUUAGUGACAUAAGAAAAGGCCGAAGAACAAAAGUACCAAUAUUUGACUUGGAAAGUGGUGCUCGGAGUGGCUUCAAGGAACUUGAAGUUUCAGAAGAUUGUGGAGUGAUAAUUUUUGAAGGUGUCUAUGCUUUGCAUCCUGAUAUCCGAGUAUCACUUGAUUUUUGGAUUGCUGUUGUAGGAGGAGUUCAUUCACAUUUGCUUUCACGAGUUCAAAGGGAUAAGAGUAGAGUGGGUUGUUUUAUUUCCCAGAAUGAGAUCAUGAUGACGGUGUUUCCAAUGUUCCAGCAGUACAUUGAACCUCAUCUCGUUCAUGCACACCUUAAAAUUCGAAAUGACUUUGAUCCUGUGCUUUCUCCUGAGAGUUCAUUGUUUGUGUUGAAGAGUAACAAGAAAGUAGCAUAUCAAGAUAUUCUUGCAAUUCUUGACCGAGCAAAAUUUUGCAGUUCUGUUCAGAAAUUUAUUGAUAUUUAUAUAAGGCUGCCUGGGAUCCCUUCUAAUGGGCAGUUGACAGAAAGUGAUUGUAUUCGAGUCAGAAUAUGUGAAGGAAGAUUUGCCUUGCUGAUACGUGAGCCUAUUAGAGAAGGAAACUUCAUCAUUCAGCCUAAAGUGGAUUUUGAUAUUGGCAUUAGUACAGUUGCUGGUCUUCUUAAUCUUGGGUAUCAGGCAGUUGCUUACAUUGAAGCCUCUGCAUUCAUCUAUCAGGAUGGAAAGAUUCUAAUUGAGGUUGAUCAUCUACAAGAUGUCCCUGGCCCAUAUAUUCAGAUCAAGGGUGUUAAUAAAGAUGCAGUGGCAGCAGCGGGUUCAAUGCUUGAAUUGGAUGGCUCAUAUACAACUAAGAGUUAUCUUGAAAUAAUUUUAGAAAGACUACCAACAAUAGAAAGAACUUCUGGUGGGAUUAACUCUCAGCAAUCAGCAAGGCUGCUAGAGAUUAUUGAAUUUAUUCAAUCUCAGGGGUGCAGCUCUCCUUCAGAAUCAUCACCAAGUAGGGGAGUCUCUCCAAUUGAAGGGGCUAUUGAGGAGAUGCAAUCAAGGAUUAGAAGGCUUGAGAAGUGGCUUGCUAUAAAUACGGUUCUAUGGACAUUUCUAAUGUCUGCCCUUGUUGGUUUUUCACUGUAUCAAAGGAGGCGUCAGUGAUGGUCUUGCAAGUUUUCAAGAUCAUGCAUUGGCAUUAUUGUCUAGUAACCUAAAAAUAUAAACAGGGCUCAGUUUUUUGAAUGGUGAGUCCAUGCAAACUAAAUGGUCACUAACCCCUUUAGUUCAAUUUAGAAUGGAACGCGGUUCGUCAAUUUCAAA
Arachis duranensis is the source of this 3518-nucleotide messenger RNA. RefSeq lists its product as uncharacterized. NCBI's taxonomy places the organism in Eukaryota, Viridiplantae, Streptophyta, Magnoliopsida, Fabales, Fabaceae. Bases 513 to 3359 code for a protein of 948 amino acids. Gene Ontology annotation, cellular component: cytoplasm. The transcript has 26 exons. Gene Ontology annotation, molecular function: ATP binding; kinase activity; ATP hydrolysis activity. The record is from RefSeq and is a predicted model, not a curated record.